GGUUGGGGGAGGAAAGGGGGCAAAAGGGUGAAGGGGUGGGUCUUGGCCACCAGAUUUGUACCAUGUAAAUAAAAAGCCCUUUCCAAUUUCUCUUCCCCAGGUCUGAAGCCAGUCUUGUAGAGGGCUGGAAUGGACGUUGGACAACUAGAACCCUGGGCUUUGCAGGGUGCUGGCAGCUGGAAGUCUCCACCAUGGCCUGUCAGGAGAAGCCCCUGGGGGCUGGUCUACCAUGCUGACCAGUGGUUGGAUAGAGUGCCUGCUGAGGUCAAGAAAUGCAGCCGCCAAUUCCCGGACAACCUAAAAACCUCACAAGCUUCAAGUCUCCAAGGACUCUCCAAAUCCCAGGAUCUCCCUGUCAUCACAUCCUAGAAUUUAAAACCUGAGACCAUCGAGUUCAGGAAAACUUGGGGAUUUCAAAGCCCGGCACCAAAGAAAGCGGGACCCACACUCGCCAGCUCUGUGAUCUUGGGCAAGUUGCUUGACUACUUAUACCUCCAUUUUCCUCAUCUGUAUAACAGCAAUACAAUAAUAAUGAGAUGGAGCUCAAGGGGCCAUGGUGAGGUUUGAACAUGAUCACUUGUGAGACAUGUUCAGCAUUGUAUCUGACCCAUGGAAAAUUCAAGAUAAACAUCAGCUACUGAGAUGAUGGCGGAUAUUUGGAAUCCUAAAUCCUUGGAAUCUGGGGUUUUUCAAAGCAAAAGAUCCCAAAGGCUGAGGGCCUCAGAAGGAUCAGGCCAUGAUGUUCCUGAAACAAGAGGGUCAGGGUCCCAGUGGGCCUCUGGGCUUCUUCGUGAGGAUGGAUGCAUUAAUACUGGGGACCUGCUAGGGACCUUCCCAGUGGGACAGUGGCUGGGUCAGGGCACUCAAGCCCUAAAACGUGAUGAGGCAAGACUUUUCUCUCUUUCCUUAUUCAGUAACUAUCAGUAGAUUCUGGGAGCCAGGGAUUCUCCGACUCUUCGAUUCCAUGAAUUGUAGGGGAUGACGGUGGGCUCUCCACUUUCUCCUCCAUGAAGUAACUUACAUGCCCCUCACCCUCUGUGGGAGGGGUGUUGCAGGGGGUCCAGAACUCCCCUCGCUGGGUAGUUUGAGCAGUGGGGACCAUAUCAAUUUCAUCUAUGGGGAAACUGAGGCCUGGAGCAGGGCAAGGCCUCUGGGAACCCAGCCCUAUUCUGUCUCUUUCACUGGCAUUUCCCAUCCACACAUAGAGCUUCAGAUUCUCUCUUUCUUUCCCCAGAGACCCUCAAAUAUCUUCUCACUCACAGAAUGGUGUCUCUGCCUGCCUCGGGUUGGCCCUGUGAUUUAUUUUAGUUCUUUUCCCUUGUUUUUUUUUUUUUUUUUCACACUCUACACACUUUUGUUUUAAAAACUGUGGUUUCUCAUGAGCCCUAUUAUCUCAUUGAUACCUCUCACCUCUGUGGUGAGGGGAAGAAAUCAUAUUUUCAGAUGACUCGUAAAGGGCAAAGAAAAAAACCCAAAAUUUCAAAAUUUCCGUUUAAGUCUCAUAAUCAAGAAAAGGAGAAACACAGAGAGAGAGAAAAAAAAAACUAUGAGAACCCCCCCCACCCCGUGAUUAUCAGCGUACACACUCAUCGAAAAAAAAUUUGGAUUAUUAGAAGAGAGAGGUCUGCGGCUUCCACACCGUACAGCGUGGUUUUUCUUCUCGGUAUAAAAGCAAAGUUGUUUUUGAUACGUGACAGUUUCCCACAAGCCAGGCUGAUCCUUUUCUGUCAGUCCACUUCACCAAGCCUGCCCUUGGACAAGGACCCGAUGCCCAACCCCAGGCCAGGCAAGCCCUCGGCCCCUUCCUUGGCCCUUGGCCCAUCCCCAGGAGCCUCGCCCAGCUGGAGGGCUGCGCCCAAAGCCUCAGACCUGCUGGGGGCCCGGGGCCCUGGGGGAAUCUUCCAGGGCCGAGAUCUUCGAGGCGGGGCUCAUGCCUCCUCUUCCUCCUUGAACCCUAUGCCACCAUCGCAGCUGCAGCUCUCAACGGUGGAUGCCCACGCCCGGACCCCUGUGCUGCAGGUGCACCCCCUGGAGAGCCCAGCCAUGAUCAGCCUCCCACCACCCACCACUGCCACUGGGGUCUUCUCCCUCAAGGCCCGGCCUGGCCUCCCACCUGGGAUCAACGUGGCCAGCCUGGAAUGGGUGUCCAGGGAGCCAGCACUGCUCUGCACCUUCCCAAAUCCUGGUGCACCCAGGAAGGACAGCACCCUUUCGGCCAUGCCCCAGAGCUCCUACCCACUGCUGGCAAAUGGUGUCUGCAAGUGGCCCGGAUGUGAGAAGGUCUUCGAAGAGCCAGAGGACUUCCUCAAGCACUGCCAAGCAGACCAUCUUCUGGAUGAGAAGGGCAGGGCACAAUGUCUCCUCCAGAGAGAGAUGGUACAGUCUCUGGAGCAGCAGCUGUUGCUGGAGAAGGAGAAGCUGAGUGCUAUGCAAGCCCACCUGGCUGGGAAAAUGGCACUGACCAAGGCUUCAUCUGUGGCAUCAUCUGACAAGGGCUCCUGCUGCAUUGUAGCUGCUGGCAGCCAAGGCAGUGCCGUCCCAGCCUUGUCUGGCCCCCGGGAGGCCCCUGACAGCCUGUUUGCUGUGCGGAGGCACCUGUGGGGUAGCCAUGGAAACAGCACAUUCCCAGAGUUCCUUCACAACAUGGACUACUUCAAGUUCCACAAUAUGCGACCCCCUUUCACCUAUGCCACGCUCAUCCGCUGGGCCAUCCUGGAGGCUCCAGAGAAGCAGCGGACACUCAAUGAGAUCUACCACUGGUUCACACGCAUGUUCGCCUUCUUCAGAAACCAUCCUGCCACCUGGAAGGUGAGCUCCUCUGAGGUGGCGGUGGCUGAGAUGGCCUCAAGUGCCACCGCAGCUCGAAGUGGGCAGGCCUGGGGCUGGGCUUAUAGGCACAUUGGGGAGGAACGGGAUGUGGGUUGCUGGUGGUGGCUGCUGGCCUCAGAGGUUGACGCCCACCUGCUCCCUGUCCCCGGCCUUCCACAGAACGCCAUCCGCCACAACCUGAGCCUGCACAAGUGCUUUGUGCGGGUGGAGAGCGAGAAGGGGGCUGUGUGGACCGUGGAUGAGUUGGAGUUCCGCAAGAAACGGAGCCAGAGGCCAAGCAGGUGUUCCAACCCUACACCUGGCCCCUGACCUCAAGAUCAAGGAAAGGAGGACGGACGAAC
This is a messenger RNA of Chlorocebus sabaeus (green monkey), 3170 nucleotides long. RefSeq names its product forkhead box P3 (gene FOXP3). Lineage: Eukaryota; Metazoa; Chordata; Mammalia; Primates; Cercopithecidae. Gene Ontology annotation, biological process: regulation of transcription by RNA polymerase II. Gene Ontology annotation, cellular component: nucleus. The record is from RefSeq and is a predicted model, not a curated record. Gene Ontology annotation, molecular function: DNA-binding transcription repressor activity, RNA polymerase II-specific; RNA polymerase II cis-regulatory region sequence-specific DNA binding.